Messenger RNA from Emericellopsis cladophorae, 2292 nucleotides. RefSeq names its product Serine/threonine-protein kinase ATG1. Gene Ontology annotation, cellular component: cytoplasm; autophagosome. The coding region runs from base 1 to 2292 and encodes 763 amino acids. The record is from RefSeq and is a predicted model, not a curated record. The transcript is spliced from 5 exons. Gene Ontology annotation, biological process: peptidyl-serine phosphorylation; autophagy; protein autophosphorylation. Lineage: Eukaryota; Fungi; Ascomycota; Sordariomycetes; Hypocreales; Bionectriaceae. Gene Ontology annotation, molecular function: ATP binding; protein serine/threonine kinase activity.
AUGGCGAGCGCCCGGGAUGCCGGUCCCCAGGGCAUCCGGAGACUGAGGCGGACGACAGUUGGGCAGUUCGUCAUCGAGAAGGAGAUUGGCAAAGGAAGCUUCGCUCAAGUAUACCAGGGCCUACAUAGGGACACCAAACAAAUUGUAGCCAUCAAAUCGGUCGAGCUGGAGCGCUUGAACAAGAAGCUCAAGGAGAACCUCUACAGCGAGAUCCAAAUACUCAAGACCCUGCGACAUCCACAUAUCGUUGCCCUGCAUGACUGCGUGGAGUCAUCGACACAUAUCAACCUCAUCAUGGAAUAUUGCGAGCUCGGGGAUCUAUCCCUAUUCAUCAAGAAGCGGGAGAAGUUGAUUACACACCCGGCUACCCACGACAUGGCACGGAAGUACCCUAGUGCUCCGAACUCUGGUCUCCACGAAGUUGUCAUCCGCCACUUUCUUAAGCAGUUAUCAAGUGCGCUUGAGUUCUUAAGACUGAAGAACUAUGUUCAUCGCGAUGUGAAGCCUCAGAAUCUCUUGCUUCUACCCGCGAAAUCAGCCCCCGACUUUGGAUUUGCCCGAGUUCUGCCAUCUACAUCGCUAGCAGACACACUCUGCGGCUCCCCGCUGUACAUGGCGCCAGAGAUCCUUCGUUAUGAGAGAUACGACGCCAAGGCUGAUCUAUGGUCCGUGGGAACCGUGCUGUAUGAGAUGAUUACAGGACGACCUCCUUUCAAGGCAAGGAACCACGUGGAACUUCUGAGGAAGAUAGAGGCUGCUGAGGACGUCAUCAAGUUUCCCCGCGAAGUCACGGUCACUGCUGACCUGAAGGCCCUUGUACGAGCACUGUUGAAGAGGAACCCCGUCGAGCGUCUGAGUUUUGAGAAUUUCUUUCAGCACCCCGUUGUCACUACCGACAUCCCAGGGUUGGUGGAAGAUGAUCUCCCCAAAGUAGCACCGCAACCCAAAGCAGAUGCUCGCAAAAUCCCAACUGGCCGCACGCCUGAGGAGGAAAAGGCUGCCCAAGAUGUUAUGUUUGAGCGAGACUAUGUGGUUGUUGAGCGAAGACAUGUUGAGGUGAACGCCCUGGCAGAUGAGCUGGCAGCGAACGAGAAGAUGAGUCCCCGAGCUGGCCAAAUGGCGAGACGCUCGACCCAACAAGGAACCCCAACUUCGACUACUGGGGCUAUUCCGACGCCAUCGCGCACCGAACUCGUUGCUCGGGGUCACGCAAGUCACGAGCGGCGAUCAUCUUAUGAGAAAGCAUUGUCCUCCAGCCCCGGCUCGGCAUCAAGUGCCAUAUCAAAGGCUAUCCAAGACGCGAGCCUGCGACUGUUUGGGUUCAAGGUACCUCAUAUCUUGGGACAAAAGGGGCAAUCCCCACCUAUGUAUCAGGCUUUCCCUGCUUAUCCCGCUCCAGCAACAACGGGGCUCAUCGGCGACGUCAGGACGUCACAUGCCGCCGACGAGGAUGCGAUGGCAGCGCACACCAUCGAGGAGCUAGCGACGCGAAGCGACUGUGUAUACGGGUUCGCCGAAGUAAAGUACAAGCAGUUGGUUCCCAUGGCUCCUUCGGCGGAGCGCGGCCUAGGCGGAGCCGACGUUGACCAGCUGAACCCGGUUGAGGAUGGGCUAACUGUCGAGGCCGUCGUGUCACUUUCCGAAGAGGCUCUCGUUCUCUAUGUCAAGUCACUGACUCUUCUGGCCCGAGCCAUGGACAUUGCUAGCGUGUGGUGGUCAAAGAGGAGUCGUGGCGAGACAUCGAGUGGUCUUAGCAAUGCUGUCGCACAGACAAUCGUGCAGCGCAUCAACGCUGUUGUGCAAUGGGUCCGGCAACGGUUCAACGAGGUGCUUGAGAAGUCCGAAGUCGUUCGUCUCAGAUUGACCGAGUCGCAGCGGGGAUUGCCUGAAGACCAUCCCAGUCAUCCAUCCAACCAAGGACUCGAAUCCGCCACAUCGGCCGCGGGCAGUACAGGGGUCAAGGACGUCUACCUCACGCCCGGAAUCAGUGCAGAGAAGCUAAUGUAUGACCGCGCUCUUGAAAUGAGCCGAGCAGCAGCCAUCGACGAAGUAACCAACGAGAACUUGGGGGGCUGCGAGCUGUCAUAUGUGACCGCGAUUCGCAUGUUGGAGGCCGUGGUGGACAGUGACGAAGACAGCUCGAAGAAGAUCAUGGCUGGCAAAGAACCCGCGAAGGAUGUUGCGCCCGACAUUGACAGUGAUGAGGAGCAACAUAUUCGCAAGAAGAACGCAUUCGCCAUCGACACGAGGGGCGAGCGGAGAUGUAACGCCACGCAGCGUGCCUCAUCUUGA